Paramecium octaurelia is the source of this 525-nucleotide messenger RNA. The record is from the annotation of a GenBank genome assembly. NCBI's taxonomy places the organism in Eukaryota, Ciliophora, Oligohymenophorea, Peniculida, Parameciidae.
AUGAACUAUAAGUUGGCAGACUUCAUUAGCAAUUACCUCAAUGAGUAGAAACUAUUAACUGAGAAAUACACUAGACUUUUCAAUCAGAUUAAACUUGGAGAUAGCAGUUUCAAUAAAAGCAGUGGUCCCUAAUUAAAUUUGAAGAAGAGAUCUCACAACUAGGAUUAUUUGUAUAAUUCAAACAAGGAAAAAACGAAUUGUUAAUACUGCGGUAAACAGUAUACAAGCAAAAUGCCUUUGAGGAAUCAUAUAAAGAAGUAUCAUAUUUAGGAAAAUUACACGUCAAAAAAUGAACUCUCAACAAAAUAAAGUACACCUUAUGAUGAUUAUGAUGAAAGGAAGCAAGAUUAUUCAAGAAGAGAGGACAGUUACAAUGAAGCAGAUGAGGAAUUGAGACAAAAGUUGCUUAGGAAUGUUCAAGCUAUAGAGAAGAGGGAUAAUGGAAGUCAAUCGAUGCUGGAGAAGUAGGAUCAAGAUUUUUUUAUUAGUGGAUUGGAUUCAGAUUCAAGUUCAGAGGAUGAAUGA